This is a messenger RNA of Trichoderma citrinoviride, 1380 nucleotides long. Its product is annotated as nucleotide-sugar transporter. The transcript is spliced from 4 exons. NCBI's taxonomy places the organism in Eukaryota, Fungi, Ascomycota, Sordariomycetes, Hypocreales, Hypocreaceae. Gene Ontology annotation, molecular function: UDP-galactose transmembrane transporter activity. Gene Ontology annotation, biological process: pyrimidine nucleotide-sugar transmembrane transport. Gene Ontology annotation, cellular component: Golgi membrane. Bases 1 to 1380 code for a protein of 459 amino acids. The record is from RefSeq and is a predicted model, not a curated record.
AUGGCGGUGCUCGACGGCCGAGGCUCAGCGAUUGGCGCUGGCAAACCACUCUCGCUGAUGCUGCUCACAGUCCAAAACUCGGCCUUCAUCCUCGUCAUGCACUACUCCCGCGUCAUGCCCCCGUCCGGCGACCACCGCUACUUCCCUUCAACCGCUGUCUUUUUCCACGAGCUCAUCAAGCUGGCCGUCUCCCUGACGCUGGCCCUGUACGAGGCGUCCAAGACGCUGGCCCCCAGCACGCCCGCCACGGUGCUGUUCGAGCAGAUCUACAACGCCAUGUUUGCGGGCGACGGGUGGAAGCUGGUUGUGCCGGGCGUCUUUUACACACUGCAGAAUAUCCUGCAGUAUGUGGCUAUUGAGAAUUUGGAUGCUGUGCAUUUUCAGGUUCUGUACCAGCUCAAGAUUCUCACGACGGCGCUGUUCAGCGUCUACCUCCUGAGUCGCCCCCUUGGCUUCAAGCGCUGGCUCUCGCUCAUCGUCCUCACCCUGGGUGUCUCAAUCGUCUCCCUACCAGGUUCGACAACAAAUGUCGCCAGCAGAGUCUCCGGCUCCGACUCCCUUCUGUUCCACGGCAUGCCUGACCACUUCUUCCCUCGAUCUCGCCAUGAGCUCGGCCAUCCAGUCCUCGAAGAAGCCCCCGCGCAUCUGACACGCCGCUCCGCGACCUACGAGGGCAUUGACAACGACCUUCACUUUGUCGAGCCACCCAUGAACUACUCCCUGGGCGUGACUGCAGUUCUCGUCGCUGCGGCUGUCUCUGGGCUUACGGGCGUGUACUUUGAGAAACUCCUAAAGGAGAGCCCGACUCAGGCCAGCGUCUGGGUGCGAAAUUUGCAGCUGAGCUUCUACUCGAUGAUCGCCGCCCUAUUCGGUGGCGUCAUGUGGCAGGACGGAGCUGGAAUCCGCGAGCACGGCUUCUUUGAAGGCUACAAUGCGGUUGUUUGGGCGACAAUCGUCUUGCAGGCGACUGGUGGCUUACUGGCCUCCUUGGUUAUCAGAGACGCCGACAACAUUGUCAAGAACUUUGCGACGAGUAUCAGUAUCAUACUCAGCUUUCUCAUCAGCGUGUGGGUUUUUGAGUUUGAAGUAACUCUCACGUUCCUCUUGGGCACAAUGUUGGUGCUGCUCUCGACAUACAUGUACAGUGUAUUCGAAGAGACAUCGGUUCGACAUCGCCCGCCCGCCAUCCGCGUCGCAACCUUUGAGAAGCCCGCCAUCGAACAGCUGACGCCCUUGGGCACCCCUCGCCUGGGCCCCUCGAAGCACUUUAAAUCCAUCGACCCAUUUGAUGCCAAGGGCUUGGGAUCGACAUCGAGCCGACCCUCCAGUCCCAUGUUCGCCCGGCCGGCGAGUCGCCUUUCGGCGCAAAAGGAGCUGUGA